AUGCAGCCUGGCUGGUUCACCGCUGCAGUCGUUGUCUUGCUAGGACCGGCGCAGGUCUUGGCUGGCAAUGUCCUCAAGACCAACGGAUAUUCUCUGUGCUCAACAAACGCAACCAUCAGAGUAAACAACUUCAACGUCGAAUAUGAUCAGAACAGCAAUAAUGUUGUUUUCGACGUUUCCGGCACCAGUGACAAGGUCCAGAAUGUGACCGUCUCACUGGUUGUAUCUGCCUACGGAAAGCAGGUUUAUGAAAAGGAUUUCAACCCGUGCGAUGCAGGUUCCGCAGUUCCAGAACUCUGUCCAGUGCCAGCACGAGCCUUCUCCGCCAGCGGUAACAUGACGAUUCCUAGCCAAUAUGCCGACAUGAUCCCAUCGAUAGCGUUCAACGUGCCGGAUCUGGAAGGAAGGGCAAGGUUGGAGCUCAAGGCCGCCGAUACUGGCGAUGAGGUUGCCUGUAUCGAGUCCGAGGUCACCAACGGCAAGACCCUUCAGAUUCCUGCUAUCUCCUACGUGGCGGCCGGUAUCGUCGCUGCCUCGUUGGCUCUGAGCGGCCUUACUGCGCUGGGGACCGCCGGUCAACCCGGUGCAGCCACACCAAGCCCCAGCUUUGGCGAGGUUAUUGGCUGGUUCCAAACCCUCGCCACAAGCGGUGCGCUCAGUGUACAAUAUCCCUCUGCCUAUCGUACUUUUACCUCCAACUUUGCCUUUGCCGGAGGUCUUAUUCCAUGGACUCAGAUGCAGAACUCGAUCGACAACUUCCGUAACGUGACGGGCGGCAACGUCACCGAAAACAACUACCAAUUUCUUAGGAAUGCCACUCUGACGUUCAGCGAUGGCUCAACAAAUUCAAGCCUCGCGAAACGGGCCCUUUCCAAUAUCCUGGCGCGAUCCGCAUUGUUUAUCCGAGACGUCUCAACCUCGGACAACGUUACAACCAAUUCAUCCGCCUCCAGUGGCAUCGUUGCCGAACUCAAGGGUAUACAAGCUUGGUCUGAACAACUCUAUAUUCCGUCAUCAAACAUCUUCAUGACUGUGCUGUUGUUCUUUGCCAUUGUAAUUGCUGCUAUUGCUGUCGGCAUCUUGCUCGUGAAAGUUGUUCUCGAAGCCUGGGCAUUGUAUGGCUCAUUCCCACAGAGUCUGGUCGAUUUUCGAAAGCAUUACUGGGGACUCCUCGGCCGAACCAUUACCAACUUGGUUCUUAUCGUCUACGGCAUCUGGGUACUUUAUUGUGUAUAUCAAUUCACGCGUGGCGAUUCGUGGGCUGCCAAACUAUUGGCAGGUGUGACUUUGGCUGCAUUCACGGCUCUACUGGCUGCGUUUUCUGUCCGCAUUUGGCUCCUUGCUCGUCGGUACAAAAAGUCUCAGGGUGACAACUCUGUCAUGUACGAAGACGAGGAAAUCUGGAGACGCUACAGUCUGUUCUAUGACAGUUACAAGCGAUCCUACUGGUGGAUCUUCAUUCCUGCCAUUCUGUAUUCAUUUAUCAAGGGAUGCAUCAUUGCUGGUGGCGACGGCCAUGGCCUCUUCCAGACUGGUGGACAACUGAUUGUUGAAGCUUUGAUGCUGAUUCUAUUGCUUUGGAGCCGACCAUAUGUGGCCAAGUCGGGUCAAUGGAUCAACAUCACCAUACAAGUAGUCCGUGUACUUUCAGUGGCGUGCAUCUUGGUCUUCGUCGAGGAACUCGGCAUUGCACAGACAACCAAGACCAUUACCGGCGUCGUUCUCAUCGCUGUGCAGUCCACGCUUACCGUUGUACUGGCAAUUCUUAUUGGUGUCAACGCUCUCAUUGCUUGUAUCAGAAAGAAUCCUCACAUCCGGUUACGUGAACGUAAAGGGGAUGCAGAGGAUAAGGACAACUUGACAGCAUUGGAUGCACGAAACUCUCUCCUCUUUGACGGUCGAUCUCGAGCAGACGUGUAUGAGGAGAGCAAGUACAACAUGACCGGUCCAUACGAACCAUAUCGAGACAUGCCCACAAAAGGUUCCACUCAUGCCCGCGACAGGAGUACGGAUGGCCUGAUCAGUAACGAAUCAUACUAUCGCGGUCACCAAAAGGAACAACGAACACAUCUUGGGGCCCUCAUCCGGGAUCGCAGCCCCAGUCCGGAGGAUCUGCGUGAACAAAAGCCCCGUGAUUUUGGAGUUACAUUCUAA
This is a messenger RNA of Talaromyces marneffei, 2154 nucleotides long. RefSeq lists its product as uncharacterized. The record is from RefSeq and is a predicted model, not a curated record. The transcript is spliced from 2 exons. Lineage: Eukaryota; Fungi; Ascomycota; Eurotiomycetes; Eurotiales; Trichocomaceae. Gene Ontology annotation, biological process: transmembrane transport; fungal-type cell wall biogenesis. The coding region runs from base 1 to 2154 and encodes 717 amino acids.